Didymodactylos carnosus is the source of this 5064-nucleotide messenger RNA. The record is from the annotation of a GenBank genome assembly. Lineage: Eukaryota; Metazoa; Rotifera; Eurotatoria; Philodinida; Philodinidae.
AUGAACAACGAUGCACGUGCAGUGUUACAUCUAUUAAGUCGUCGUUCAUCAUCUGGUACAGACGAAGAUCAACAUGAGAACGAAGAACUUGAUAUCAAUAAUAAUGCAAUUGCAAAAGAAGAUAAUGAAGAUAAUUUUUAUGAAGAAGGAUAUGAUGAACGAAGUCUUGAACAAUCUCACAAAUGCAUCUCAGAUUCUGAUUACACAUCCUCAUCGAUUCUUACACUUUACAAUCACCACAAACGAGAUUCAACACGAAUUGAUCAACAAAAUCCAUCGAUGCAACGACGCGCUGACUCCGUUUGCAAAUUUGUCGAGCCCGCAAGUAUAUCACGUGGACGGGGAAUUUAUCGUCGUUCGGUUACAUCUCUAGAUAUAAACAAUGAAUCCAAAUCAAAUUUUUCUCAUCCAACAUCAAAUGGCUAUUUAAAUGAUCGGAGAUCACCUCCACCACCUCAUUGGCCUGUAACUAAAACAGGGCUAACGUACGAAUCAAAAAUAUCACCAAUUUUUAAAAAUAACUACACUUUUACAACAGCUGCUCUAACGACUCGUCAAUGUUCUGUAGAUGUUCAAUCAAUUGAUUUUUCAUUUAAAAUUCGCGAUUUAUCAAUUAUAAUUAAUAGUGAUGAUUUGAAAACAUGUAAAGGGUAUGAAAAAGCUUGUGUCUUAUUAAAAUCAAAACGUUUAGCCUAUACAGGGUUAAACACAUAUCCUGAUAUAUGGCAUUUUAAUUUAUGGAAAUAUAAAAUUCAAUUUUUACCAAUACAAACAAAAUUUUGUCCACGUAUGCCAAUCAAUGUUGAUGAUUUAGAAUAUCCAACGUUUCCAAUUCAAGAGUUAACUAAAUGGAUGAAAAACGAUCACUACUGGUUUAUGAUCAAAGAUCAGCCAAAAUUUAUUGACACAUAUUUCAAUGAAACGAAAAGUUCAAUGCCUGAGUCAACAAUAAUAAAAUCGCAUACGAAACUAGGUGCUGUUUCCUUUAAAGAAACAAUCCAUCUAGAACUAUCAUAUGGCGCUUUAAUAUCUCAAACGCAUUACGUUGAACAUCCCAAAUAUGUACUGAAAAAGAAAUCGAAAUGGUAUAUAGCAUUUUAUCAACGAAAAUUUGAAAUAGUAAUUCAAAACAAUCGACUUUGUAAAAGAGUAAUUAAACAAAUUCCCGUGGAAUUAAUUGAUCGAACAGCCAUUUUUAAAUUAGAGCAAAAUUCUUUUACCCUUUAUUUAUGUAUGAGAGGCAAUGUACACGAAUAUGAAUCAACAACAUAUACAAAUAACAACAAUAGUAAAAAUGGUAUGCUAAAAAGUGCUAUUAAAGUAAUGAUUGCUAAACAAUUUUCUCCAAACUUGAGACGUGCACAAUUGAACUUUGAUAAAGAUUUGCAUAUCCGAUGUAAUCAUCAACCAAAGGCGACAACGUCCCAGACAUCAGCUCGUCGUCGUAUUUCACGAUUGAUGCCAACAUUUUCAACAACCCGUCUCACCGUAUCCUGUAAAGCUGAUGAAAUGAGUCAAGAAUAUUUUAAAAAUAGAAAAAAUAAUAAUAAUACUAGACAUGAACAACAUUUCGAUCUGAUUAAACAAGAAUCAUUCGCACAAAUCAAAGAAUUAUUCAAACAUUUGCUAAAUUUUUUUUAUUCAAAUACAAUUCAGGUGUGUUUUGCUGCAAUUCAAAAUAAAGAUGGAAUCACCAAUUGUUCGUCGAUUUUAUUUCCUACACGUCUUCAAACAUAUGCCUUUCAAAUGUUAAACGAUAUUGGUUAUAGAGUUCAGUACAACAUAUAUCAAAGUCAACUAUUUUGUGAACAAAUGAAACAAAUAGCGUGUCAAAAAAAUAAAGAUUAUGAGAUUAAUUUAGAUGAUCGUUUCUAUUGUCUUUGUAUGUACCUGCACUGUCGUUUAUCGGAAUCUCAUUUUGCCGAUUUGAUGGGCGAAUUAACUGCUGGUAUAAAAGAAUAUAAAAAUAAAUUGGAACGAUCGUUUUUAUCUGGGAUACAAAUGCCAUCGUUAAAUACAUCACCAAAACCAAAUCAUUUGUAUAUAUAUUCUGUUACAAUAACACCGACAACAAUUUGUACUAAGCCAAUCAAGUUAUGUAAAACAAAUCGUAUAUUACGUGAAGAAUUGUUUGGAUCAAAAAUGAAUUUUGCACUAGUUGAAUUGAGAGAUGAAGCAAAUAAACCAUUGUAUAAACAAACAUUUUUAGAUAUUCGAGAAGUUUUAAACAACUAUCUAACAAAAGGAUUUCGAAUUGUUGAAUAUCAAUACAAAUAUUUACAUCAUUCACAAUCACAGGUGAAAGAUAAACAAUUCUGGUCUUAUUGUGAUGAACAACAAUGUGGUGGAAUAUCUAUUGAAGCUGCCUACUCGUGGAUGGGUAAUUUUGAUAACGAAAAGGUAGUGGCCAAGCAUUCAGCAAGAAUUGCGUUAUGUUUUACUAGUACAAGUCCAACAAUAAAAAUUGGUGCUGAAUUAGUGACAUAUAUUCGUGAUAUUAAAAGUGAAAACGGAAAAUAUAAUUUUACAGAUGGUGUUGGGGCUAUAUCGUCUACAUUAAAUGCUCAAAUACAAAUAUGUAUGAAAAAACGUUUUCCAUCAAGUGUUUUACAAAUACGUUAUGGCGGUUGCAAGGGAACUGUUUCAGUUGAUCCAAAGCUUGAUAAUCAACAACAUCAGUUAAUUAUACGUGAUAGUAUGAGAAAGUUUACCAGUGAUCAUGAUACUUUAGAAGUGUGUAAAUUAUCAGCACCACGUCCGCUUCAUUUAAAUCGUCAAGUUAUUGUGCUUCUAUCUAAUCGUAAUGUUCAUGAUUCAAAAUUUCUAACGUUACAAAAUGAAAAUCAUCUUUGGCUCGUUCAAUCAUUACUCUCAUCAUCCGGUGCAUUUGAACUACUAAACGAAAAAGUGAUUAAUGUUUUUCGUUUUCGUGAAUUAGCUCAAAAAUUUAAUAUUGUUGAAGAACCAUUUUUCUUACAAUUGUUAACUAUUACCGCUCAUUCAUGUGUCGGUAAAUUUGCGUCACAAUCACGCAUCCGUAUUCCAAAAUCAAAAGGUCGAAAUAUGUUCGGUGUCGUAGAUGAAUAUGGUGUACUUGAUUAUGGACAAGUUUUCAUCCAAUUUACUCAUUUGGAAAAUGAGAAACUAUACGAACAACGUCCAACACAAAAAUAUCAAACAGAAAUUUUAAACAAUGUGUUAGUUGUUAUUACAAAAAAUCCAUGCCAUCAUCCUGGGGAUAUUCGAACGUUUGUGGCUAUUGAUCAUCCGGAACUUCGCCAUUUAAAGGAUGUUGUCGUUUUUCCACAAAAAGGUGUACGUCCACAUCCAAACGAAAUAAGUGGAUCCGAUUUAGACGGUGAUGAGUACGUUGUUAUUUGGGAUAGUGAUUUAAUUCCUACUACUCCAAAUCAACCAGCAUACGAUUAUGACAGUCAGAAUAAACCGUCAGAAAAAAAAUCUCAUAUAACACGUGCGGAUAUCAUCGAUAUUGUUCUUAAUAUUGCACAAGAAAAUUCUACCGGUGAAUUAAGUAAUCUUCAUCUAUCUUUAAGUGAUAAAUAUGGUAUCAAUUCGAAGGUUUGUAUUAAAUUGGCUGGUUUCAUUAGUCAAGAAUUGGAUUCUCCGAAGACGGGUAUACAUCCAGUGAGUGAUGAACAAAUGUUUGAGUAUCGUUCACGAUUAAAUUAUGAAUAUCCCGAUUUUAUGAUGAAACAAAACUAUAAGGCAUAUCCAUCGCCAAAUAUACUUGGUAAACUUUAUCGAUCGGCGCUACGCGCUCUACCAAGCUGGAAACGAGCCACAACAAAUCAUUGUAGUCAACGUUUUCGUUCUGCUUUUGUCGCUGCUAUUCGUCAAACGGAAUCUGAUGAAUCACUACCGGUGCCAUUAAAUCUCGAUCAAACACUCAUUCAUAAGUCAUACGCAAAAUAUCGUCAUCAAGCUCAACAACUGUUUUCCAUAUAUCGAUUCGAAUUAUUAAAUAUAAUUAGUGUAUAUCAUUUUCAAGACGAAAUUGAUCUCUUUUGUCGAUGUGAAGCAAUAGAACAAAGUUCAGGACACAUGGAUCUAGAAUUAAGUGCACAAUAUGAGCUUGAACAUCUCAUCACUCGCAUAAGAAAAGAAUUUUUUCAUGAAUUCGAUCAAGUACAAGUAAAAAAUAAUGAGAAAACAGAAUCUUCGUUACAGCAUUCGUUAGAACAUUCAUUACAUCCCGGUGAUUGUACGCAAGAUCAUGAAUGUCAUGCUUGUCAUGAAUUAAAAUUAGCCAAAGCAUCCGCUUGUUAUGUUAUAUGUUAUGAACGUGCACAAAAAAUGUCAACAAAAGCUCGUCAACGUAUUCUUAGUUUUCCAUGGUUAUUUGGUUUACAACUAUGUGAUGUUCGACAAUAUAAUCUCAAUCAAUCUAAAUCAACAGAUUCAAUCAAUAAAACAGAAUAUAUUGUUGUGGAAAGAGCAAUGAAAAAUGCAUUAGAAAAAUUAGUUGAGCAAAAACAAUUAAAAUUUAAAGUAUUAAUACCAGUUUAUACGGAAAAUUGUAUAAUUUUUCUUAGAAAAAUGUCAACAAUAAAUUCCAUUGUUACAAAUGAGCAAGAACCUGAUGUCGAAAUUUCUCACGUUAAUAUUUUCAAGUUAUCUUUCGUCGAAAUUCUUCACCAUUGGUUAUCAAUUAAUCAAAAAGUAUUUGGAGAAACGUCAUCAUCAAUAGACAAAAAACCUCUUAUUCCAGAAACAAUUUGGCAUCAGUUAAUGAUUAAUUUUUUGAACAAUACAAAUGGUAAUGAAAAUUUAUAUCGUGUGGUUUUUCAUCAAAAUGUUGGUCAAAUGAAUCAGAUGAUGAAUAGAUACUAUGAAUUAGUUCAACAGCACUUACUUAUGAAUCAGUCAGUAUGGGAUAAUAAAAUAUUCUAUGAUUUAUUUGAUGAAUUACUCAAGAAAUGUUUUGAAUAUUCGAGAAGAUAUGAAAGUACUGAUAUGGCUUAUCUAGGAGAAUAUCUCAUAUUGGCUUUGCAAUCGAUUGGUCUCGAAAAAGAGUUAACUAAUUUGAUGUUAUUUGAUAGUUGA